Molecule: messenger RNA, 1688 nt
Organism: Carica papaya (papaya)
Lineage: Eukaryota; Viridiplantae; Streptophyta; Magnoliopsida; Brassicales; Caricaceae
Product: RING/U-box superfamily protein
Source: RefSeq, a predicted model, not a curated record
AUGGGGAGAAUGCUUGAUGGGAAUUUGAAAUGUUCCAACCGGAAAAUAGCUAACACGGGUGCACUUUGUUGUGUGGCCGCUGGGCCACAAGGGGCAAAAUCGCCAACUGAUGGAAGGGAAGCUCUGGAUCAUAAUGAGCCACAUUGGCGAAUAAAUUCUAGUUAUUCACCUCCUCCGCCGAGGAUAUGGAAUUGUCGGUUACAAGCAGAUGCUAUACCAAAUGGGGGAAAUGGAGUUCCUUUGCAUGGAUUAUCACUAUCCUCAAAUAGUAGAGGAAGCAGAAGCAGGGUGGGUAGUGAACGAUACUCAAACCAUCACCAUUCUGUGUCUGAUGGAGUUCUCUCUUACUCUGAAAGCCCGCCUGAAAAUGUUCAGGUGCCUCGGUGGACUUCACCAGUGCCCAAAUUCAAUAUGGGCGAGCUUGCUGCAUCCACAGUGGGAGGGUCUAGGUCCCGAAGCUCUUGGUUUCCUCACACAACAGAGAGGCGGUAUGCUUUCAGAGCAGCUGCAGCAUCCCCUAGUUUUGGAUCUCCUUCUUCACUUUCUGAGUCCAGCCAAUGGGAAUCAACUAGCAAGCAUCCUUUCUCUCUCCCUAACCGCAACUUCCCUGGUCGGCGAUCUUACAUGUCGAAACCUGUUUACCCACUAGUGUUUCGCAAUCCUGUGUCAGAUUGUGAUACAUUUGGUGAUGCAGAUAUUGGCAGUAUUGGCAGGUUGACACCCAGCGAAGAUCACCAGGGUCAAUUCUCACCAUCCGACUGGCCUGAUAACAGUUCAAGUGUGGAGCACAAGUUUCACAAAACCCUCACAGAACUUCAAAGGUUGGAAGCAUCACCGAACCCCAGUACAAGCUCUAGAAGAGAGGGUUUCAGGUGGAGCAGCGCUAGCAGUUAUGAUCUAGGUUUUGAUGGAGAAAAAUUUGAUAUUGUAGAUCAUAUUGAUGGGGAGAGCCUGAGGUCUCCUAUUGGCCCUGUAACAGACCAAAAGUGUGGUGUUUGUGGAAAACUUCUGUGGCAGAAGUCCCCUUGGAGUUCACAUCGGAUAAUGAGAGGUGGCGAUAUGCCAACUGCUGGCAUUCUACAUUGCAGCCAUGUAUUUCAUGCUGAAUGCUUGGAGCAAGUAACCCCUAAAAUCCAGAUUCAUGAUCCUCCUUGCCCCUUGUGCUUGAAAACAAUUGGAGCAAUGGAAGAAUCCUCAUCUGUAUCCGAACCAUUGCAGAUGGCCUUAAGAUCUAUCCGAAGAGGCAGAGGGGUUGCCAUAUCUGAGCCGCUGGGAAAUCAGCGCAAUUGUAACAGUGAAAACCCACAUCAGAUUGACACAGUAAAGAGAAGCUGGGCAGGGGUAGUACCUCGCUGGAGCAAUGGUGGUUCUUCCUUAAGGAAUCGUCUUAAAAGGCAUUUCAACUUUAAUGGAAAAGCGAGCAAAGAUAUCUUCGGUGCAAAGGUGUUGCAGAGGAUUGGAUCAUCGUCUUCUAGCAGAGAACGAGUUCGAGGCAGAUUAUCCAUCCAGUAACGCCUUAUUUGUAAUUCAUUUGCAAAUAGAUUAUAAAUGUUUUGUGCGUCUGCUCCUUUUCUUCACUUUUUUUAAAUGGGUCCUCUUUUUAGGGAGGCAGAUGUAAACGAGGACCUUUCUCUGUAUAAUGGCAUGGUUGAUCAGUAUAAUCUGCUUUCAGAAGUUUUGAAUUUUCA